Molecule: messenger RNA, 3722 nt
Organism: Mugil cephalus (flathead mullet)
Lineage: Eukaryota; Metazoa; Chordata; Actinopteri; Mugiliformes; Mugilidae
Gene: ptpdc1a
Product: protein tyrosine phosphatase domain containing 1a
Exons: 9
Coding region: 699-2681 (660 amino acids)
Biological process (GO): protein dephosphorylation; cilium assembly
Molecular function (GO): protein tyrosine/serine/threonine phosphatase activity
Source: RefSeq, a predicted model, not a curated record
CCCCUGCCAUGGCCGCCGGUGUCAGCAUACUGAGUGACCUGCCUUACUCCGUGAGUGGAGUCCGCACUGGAGAGAUCAGCUCAGACAUGGAGACAGCACCGGCCCCCCCCCCUUCCACCUCCCACUGACGACUUUGGAAACGGUCGUCAUGGCGACACUUCAAAUGGUGCUGAUGAACUGAUCAGCAAUAGGUGAUUGUUGAGCGAUGAUUCACCGCGGGCGCGGAGCCGUUGAGCCGGGGGCUUUUGUCGGUGCAGAGAUGCUGGGAGUGCACGGCGCAGCCCACACUGUGAGAUGCAGCAGCAGCAGCAGCAGCAGCAGCAGCACAGAGGACGCCGCUCCUUAGCUGGGGAGCUGAUGGCCAGCGUGAGGUGGCGCAACCGCCGGCACUCGGACAUCCUGCUGAACGUCCUGCAGCGCAGACGCAGCUCUGCCCUGGAGAUCCUCUCCUCCUCCUCCCACAGAGUCAUGGUGGCCCUCAGUGUGAACCAGCCUCAGCCCCACACAGAGCAGAAGACCAGGAGAUGUAACCAAUAAGGAGCAAUUAACUAGCGCUUUGCAUUUAGAACGAUGACUUAAGUGUGGCUUAAAAAACACAACCGACUGUUUUCAGAUACAUUUUCCUCGUGUUUCUUUUUCUUUUUUUUCUUUUUUUUUCCCCAGCCAAUGCAAGGGUCCCUACUGCAAAGUACACCAAGAUGGGGGAGACCCUGAGGCAUGUCAUCCCCGGUCACAUGCAGUGCUCCAUGGCCUGUGGAGGGAAAGCCUGUAAAUAUGAGAACCCCUCUCGCUGGAGUGAUGAGGAGCAAGCUAUCAAGGGACUCUACUCGUCCUGGAUUACUGACAACUUGCUAGCCAUGGCAAGGCCUUCGACUGAAAUCAUAGAGAAAUAUAAUAUAAUUGAACAAUUUCUAAGGUGCGGUUUGAAGACGGUCAUUAACCUACAGCGACCCGGAGAACACGCCAGCUGUGGCAACCCGCUGGAGCAGGAGAGUGGCUUCACUUAUCGACCCGAAACUUUCAUGGAGGCAGGCAUCUAUUACUACAACUUUGGGUGGAAGGACUAUGGCGUGGCGUCUCUGACUACAAUCCUCGACAUGGUGAAAGUCAUGUCAUUUGCUGUGCAAGAGGGAAAAAUGGCUGUUCACUGCCAUGCCGGUCUUGGAAGAACAGGGGUGUUGUUGGCUUGUUACUUAGUAUUCACGACCCGAAUGAGUGCAGACCAGGCCAUCCUGUUUGUGCGAGCCAAAAGACCCAACUCCAUCCAGACCAGGGGCCAGCUGCUGUGCGUCAGGGAGUUUGCCCAGUUCCUGGUUCCUCUGCGCAAUGUGUUCUCCUGCGCGGAACCCAAAGCGAGCGCCGUCACCUUGUCCCAGUAUCUUACCCGGCAGCGCCACCUGCUGCACGGCUACGAGGCUCGCCAGAUGAAGAACGUGCCAAAGAUCGUCCAGCUCGUGUGCAGGCUCCUCAUCGACAUCGCUGCCAACAGGCAGGUGGUGGUGGAGGAGGAGUGGCUGGAGAUCCCCGACCUCACGGCCGAGGUGGAGAAGACCGUGUCCCAGCAGGCUCUCCAGCAGCUCGGUAAGGAGAUGAGGGGGAAAGGAAUCCCCGUUCUACCUUGUUCAUCUCAACCUCUCAGUCCACCAGCACCACAGUCCAGACCGGCUCACGAUCAGCCUCUCGCCAGCGACAAUGAGCUCGACCCUCUGUGGAGGCAGCAGAACGUGGAAAGCCCUCCGAUACCUUUUCCGUCCAACACCCGAAGCCUCAGUGAUUCUGCUCUUUACGCUGCUGUGGAGCGGCAGCGCCAUUUUGAAACCCUGAAGAGAAACAAAUCAAUCAAGUGUCCGACAAGGCGUUCUUUGUCCCACAGCAACCUCACCGCCUGUAACUCUCCCAGAUUUUGUGACCUGUCUCCUCAGGACAUUAUCAGCAGCGUUCAGGAACCUGAAUCUACAGAAGCAAAGCGAGACACCGGAUCCCCUCUUUUAAAAACGCUUCACAAGGGACAGCACAGGUUUUCUUUAGAUCUUUCUGAUCAGGGAAGAAAAUCCCACUGCACCCCCACAUUCCCAGCCUUAUCAACGAAGAGCCAGCUGGUAGCCAGUGAGGAGGAUGUGUCAAUGGAUGGAGGAGGAGAUACCACAGAGGUUCCUUUCAUCACCCUCCAGUCUGAGCUCUCCCCAGAAGGCAGACGUCUGCUGGUGACCAGAGCUUUGGCCAUGGACCUGAUUGACAAGGAUCUCACCUCCAAGGUCUCAGAGUGGCAGACGGAGCUGAACUCCAAAGAGGGGGCGUGGGAGAAGCUGUGCACAGAGAGAGACCCUCUGGUCCUGUCCUGUCUGAUGUGGUCGUGGCUGGAGCAGCUCAAGGAUCCAGUCAUCAGCAGUGACGAUAUGAAAGCUCUUAGCGAGAAGAACGUAAACCCGCAGAACGCCCUCGACUCACUGGAAAAGGGUCACAGGCUCACUUUGCUGUGUAUUCUCGACUGUGCUGCUCAUCUCCUGCCAGUGCCUGAAGAAGUGGAGAAUAGUUUUCUGAACCAAACAAUUAAAGUGUUUACUAAGAUCGACGCUGCCUCAGAGAAGAACGAGUCCUCGUACAUGACACUGAAAGCAAUCCUGACUCCCAUUCUUCAUGAGCUGAGAGACAAAGCCGUGGAGGAGAACGAAGAUUUCUAACCAGUCUGACGAGAGGAUGUGUUACAAACAGGGUUCCGCUCUCAUUUGUGGGCAUUACAGCAUUAAAAGCCAGUUUCUUUGCGGCGGAUACUGCUUAAAAUCUGCCAAACCCUUGUUUUUUUGAAGCUAUUUGACACUACACCAUGUCAUUUGAAGUUUUAACUUUCUGUUUUUCCUUUGAAGCUCUUAAUAGUACUGCCAUUCCCAACGUUAACGUGCCACUGUGGUCGGUUUGAAACAUUUGUCGUCCGUUCUACUGUAAUAAUUGUGAGGGACUAGAUGUCGCUUGUAUGAUCAAACUCGUAGCCGUUAGAAAAUGACUAAGAAAUGUUUUCAUUCUGUUUUUUUUUUGUUGUCUUAUUUAAACGUGUAACUCGGCGUUGAGAGCUGUUGGGAUGGGGUCUUAUUUAAAACCAAAAGAUAUUUUUACACUGUGCAUAUGCUACAACGUGUCUUAUUUAUUCAAACGUUCUAAGUCGCGCCCUUAAAAAAAAAGUUGCUUCGUUCCUCUAGAAUGUUUUUGUGCUUUUCUCGAGUCAAAUGCAAAAUUGUUGGCUGUUGUUAUGGCAAUGCAAACUCGACAGGCGACAGCGCAUUUGCUUUUUUCCAAUCAGUUUUGUGUUCUUAAUAAUUGUGCGUACCAAAAACAUGCUGUUCUGUCAUACAUGUCCAUGCACUUGUGAAACGUCAAUCUGCCUCUUCUGUUGCGUUUAGCACAACGUCGUCUGCCUCAACUGAAAGGGCCUCUGUCUGCACUCUGUGACGUUGCCUCUCCAGUGUGUGUGUGUGUGUGUAUGUUUAUGUAUGUGUGUAUGUGUGUGUGUGGCUGUUGAGAAAAGUAUGGACACCGCCUUUCACCUCGUAUGUCUCAUGUUUGGACAUAAUGUAAUGUAGAUCUCUGGACACAUGCUGAAUGUGGAACACCGAUGGUAAAUACGAUUAUAAUUACAUGAGACAUUUUACUGUGGAGACUUUUCAACAAGCACUAUUUUUUUCAUUGUUACAACUGGCUACUUACAGAAUUAAACACAACUGACUGCA